This is a messenger RNA of Coregonus sp. 'balchen', 5006 nucleotides long. Lineage: Eukaryota; Metazoa; Chordata; Actinopteri; Salmoniformes; Salmonidae. The record is from the annotation of a GenBank genome assembly.
AUGACUGCGGGUCCAUGUAACAGAGCUCUAAUUGUAUUACAGGGUGACAAAGGAGGAGAGAGGGUGCUGCAGAAGAAAUGGACCACCUUCCUUAAAGCCCAGCUCCUGUGUUCGCUGCCUGACGAUGGCUUCCCCUUCAACAUCAUCCAGGACAUGUUUGUGUUGACGCCCAGCCCAGAAGACUGGAAGAACACUGUGUUCUACGGGGUCUUCACUUCACAGUGGUGAGGACAGAGUUAACAUGAUCACUUACACAGCAUGCAAGAGUGUAUAGGCCCAUUGCUUUGGGUAUUGAAAGCUUCAGUGUCUGAGUUAAUAUUUCACUCAUCUCCACAUAAACAUUUCUCUAUACAACAACAGCUCACUGUCAGUUUAUAGCAGAUUAUUAUUGACCCAGUCAUGGGCAAACAGCCACAUCUCCAUUCCUUCAGUUCGUCUUUGGUGUAUUUGAGACAUUAUUAAUCAAGUACUGCAUAUUAGUUCAGCACCACUGUCAGAGUAAAGAAUAGGAUGACUUUGGGAAAGCGAUUUGGGGGAAGACGAACAUGUAGUAGCCUCACUCCUGUGUGAUGUGGUGUUAUCCCAGGUAUAAAGGGGCCUCUGGCAGCUCAGCAGUGUGUGCCUUCACCAUGGACCAGGUGGAGAGGGCCUUCAGCGGCCGUUACCGGGAGGUCAACCGGGAGACCCAGCAGUGGUACACCUACAACCACCCUAUCCCCGAGCCACAGCCUGGAGCGGUGAGUUACCACUGCCCUCUGCUGGGCAGCUUACACAGUUUAAGUCAGUGGUUCCCAACCUUUUGGUCACUGUACCACCAACUGAAUUUUGCUUUUCCCGGAGUGCCCCUAAAGUACCUCCUCGUGCAUUUUACCAUUAGGCGUAUGGUCUCAUGAGUCUUCUCAAGUAUCCCCUGUGGAUAGGCCAAGUACCCCCAGGGGUCCCAGUACCCCUGGUUGGGAACCACUGGUAUAAGUAACCUGCAGGAGGCUAAACUAAGCCAACCAUGUGUUUGCAGAUCGGAUGUGUUCUAGCCUGCCUCUCAGUCACAUCACCAAUCUGGACUGAACAUCAGUGAUUAAGCAGCUAUCUGUCUCUCUGCUGUCACUAGCAGACCUCUUCCCAGAAGGCCUGAUGUUAUCAAAGCUGCUGCUGCUACGGCUGCUUUCAUUUCCUGGCAGACUUAUCACGGACACAUCAAAUCAAAUAAUCAACUGAAGGAUACAAACACAUAUUGAUGAGGAUAGGCAGGGGGGAGUAGUAAGCUUGUGUAGUGUGUAUUGUUGCCCAGUGUGUGCUUAUGAGACUCCCUGUGUUCCCUGUACAGUGCAUCACUAAUGCAGUCCGGGAGCAGGGCAUCCCCUCCUCUCUGCAUAUGCCUGACAAGGUACUGAACUUCGUCAAGGACCACUUCCUGAUGGACAGUGUGAUCCGCAGCCAGCCCCUCCUGCUGAAACGCAGCAUCCGCUACACCCAGAUAGCUGUCCAACGGGUCCAGGCCAUCCACAAACACUACAAUGUGCUCUUCAUUGGAACAGGUACUGUAAACAGGCUCAGUCGACAUAACUUAUCCCCUUUCCUGUUCUGUAUGAGAGGCAGAGCUAUAGCAUACAUUAACCAUCCACUGCUCUAUCAUAUGUCUCUGGCAGAUGACGGGAGACUCCACAAAGCCAUUAAUGUCAACAACAAGAUGCACAUCAUUGAAGAGAUGGUGCUUUUCACUGACCCCCAGCCUGUACAACACAUUGAACUGGAUUCUGAAAAGGUACAGUACAGAGCAGGAAAUCAGUUUAUUUCUGGAGCAUGUCCUCAUAGUGGGAGUAAUAAUGAGCUCACUAAAUGUCAGCACUGGCAGCUUAGGGGUCCCAUGAGCCGUGAAGAGAGCCAGAGCCUAAAGGGGAGCUCAGCUCACGUUCAUUGAGAUAAUUGCAUGCAACUUCCUCUCAGGGGAACUGAAAGAAAUUAGGUCCUGUGUUACUCUAUAUUGUUGCUCAGUUUGUUCCUCCAGCAUUGGGUUCGUCGAGGGUACGGUGUUGAUAUUGUGUUAAAGAGAGGUAACUGUCUGUGAAUAUGUGACCCAGAUACCUAUUCCUCCCUGGCCCCUGACUGACUGUCUGGUGGUCUCUCCUCUACAGGACCUGCUGUUUGUGUCCUCCUACUCUGGCCUGGUGGAGGUCCCUGUGGCGAACUGCUCCAACUACCAGAGCUGUGGAGAGUGUGUCCUGUCCAGAGACCCUUACUGUGCCUGGGAAGGGAGGCAGUGUCUGAAUGUCAGGCUGGCUCCACCAGAUAGGUAUGUUUGCCCCAGACCACCAGCCUCCAUACAUUACAUUUCCAUGGUCCACUCAUGGACAUGUAGGUGUUGCUCAUCAAAGAGAUACUAGCCUUGUAUUAGCAUGAUACCAGAUAAUGGUAUAAACUAGUUAGAUGCUAAGCUCUCAUAAUGACUGAUAACUUUUCGGAACAUUAGAGCACACCAAAGAAAAAGUGACAAUACAGCACAAUGCUCAAUACUGUCUGCUUACAGUACAUGCUGUAUGUGCAGACUCCCACUGUAGUCUGUUAAGACCUGCUAUGUGUAGAUUGAUGGUGUCAGUUAGAGGUUCUGAGCAGUUCUGAGACACCCAUUUGUCUGAUUUACCAUUGUGUCUGUGUUCUCAGCCACUGGCAGCAGGACGUGGACGAGGCAGACACAUCCGUUAUCUGCAAUAAGACACAGCCCAGCCCUCGCUUUGCUAAACCCCCACCCACACGUAAGUACUGUACCACACCAUUAGUUCCUGCUGGACUAAAUCCUCUCAGCUCUAAACUGUACCACUGUGCUCUACUCUGGGACUGCUGCAAACGCCACAUUUACAUUUUGAUGAACAUUUUAUUCCAAUGUUCCCUACCAUGAUUAUCAAUUCCAAGCUAAUUUAAUUUGUUCAUUCUCAUCACAGUCCUACUCAGAUACCACACUGAUAUAAUAAUGCAGUUUUUUUUAUCUACCUGAGAUGGACUUGCUUUCACAAAUGAAAAAGCCCUUUCUCUUGUUGUCCGCAGGGAUGUCUUCAUGCCAGGUGAUAAUGAUCCCAGCCAACAUGUUCAAAGUGCUGCCCUGUAAGCUGCGCUCCAACCUGGCUGAGAGGAGGUGGGAGUACAGUGAGAGUGCAGGUCACUUCCUGUACCCAAGUCCUGAGGGAGGUCUAGUGGUGGUGGCCCAGGCUGACAGACAGGAGACCUAUGAGUGCUGGUCAGUAGAGGAGGGCUUCAGGCAACUCCUGGCCAACUACUGUGUGAGGGGAGAGGCCAGGAAGGAGAGCACCACCCUCAUUGGCCGUUCACACACCCCUCUGGUCUCACAGGAGGAGCCAAUCAUCCUACCUGGAGAGACCCGCUCCCCACAGAUCAACACCAAGACCUACUGGAAUGAGCUCAUUGUAGUGUGUGCCCUGUUGGGCUUUUCCCUGGUGGUCUUUUCCCUGUUUGCGGUCUACAGGAACCACAACCGCAUGAAGUCCAUGCUAAAGGAGGGUGAGUGCCCCAACAUGCAGCAGAAGAAACCCAGGAUAGUGGUGAAUCCGGCAGAAAACUUGCCUCUGAAUGGCAACAGCACAGUGCCAGCGUCUGUGUCAGACCACAAGGGUUACCAGACCCUCAAUGACAACUACAUCUGCAGCACACCGCCGCACGAGUGCUCGUCACCAGACAACAGCAAGAGCUUCUCGGAGUCCGAAAAGAGGCCUCUGAACUUGAAGGAGAGCACUGUAGAGAUCUCGCCCAUCUGCCCGCGGCCUCGGGUGAGACUGGGCUCAGAGAUCAAAGACUCCAUUGUGUGAGGACGGCUUUGAUAAACUUGAGCAGGAGAUAAAACCCUAAUGUGGAGUGACUAACUAUUAGCCGUAAGGAAAGAGGGACUUAAAAUAAAAUAAAAACACAAAAGGAAGGAACACUGAAAAACGUUAACUUCUUUGCAGAGGGACAUUUCAUUACACUGCUUUUGCACUUUUGUUUUUUUUAUUUAGUCCCUGUGGUCAGUUCUUUUCCUUAUUGUCACUCCUCUUUCUCUGGUGCACCUGAAGCACAAUGAAGAGGAAGCUGAUACAGAUUGCCUUCAGACUACUGAAACUGUGGAAUGAUGCUUAUGGUGGACAUUGGACACAUACAGCUGAUAUUGUCCUUCUUAACAGUUUUUAUAUGUUGUUUUUAUGCAUUGCCACUCAGUCCGUCCAAAUGUUCUGUUGGCCUUGCGUUGAAAGUAGAGAGAUACUCUGUGGGUCCACAGCUGACCCUUAACUCUCCCACCUACAUCCACAGUUAGUGUGCGCUUAGCCCUGCACUGAGACAUUCGACAGACUCAGUGCAUGGAGGAUAGUAGAAUAACAAACAACCUCUAAUUCAAACACUAUAGUAAGUAGAUCAUUAGGCCUUUCACUGAUGACUUAGUUAUAACAGCAGUCUAAGAGCUAUUAAUUCAAAGUAGUUUAAACUGUGGAUAGACCUCAAUGCAGCAUAACCAGACAUACAUUAGAAUGGAAUCCACUGGUCAAGAGAGGGCUGAACAUCCCAGAGAGACAUGGAGAGGAACCAAUGAGGAAGGAAUUAAAGAGGUAGGGACCAACUGGCAUGAGGUGUGGAAAAAGAGCACACAACAGAAUAACAGAAUACUGGAGAGGUGUUAUUGUCGAGGUCCUCUGCUCUGCUCCACCAGGAAUUUACAGGAUUAAGUCAAGACUUGAAUGACUAACAUGUCUUGUGAUGGAGGAUAGAGAAAAAACAACACUAUCCCCUCAAAUGGAGAGUGGUGUGUACAUCCCAAGGAAUUGGAGGAUAUGGUGCCUAAAUUGUGUUCGAUUGACAUUCAUUGGGUUGAAGUGUACCCCUGACAUUGGGGAAGACCCUAGACCAGGUAUUAACAUAUUAUUCAUUAUGGAGCCGACAGACUAUGCAAAGCACAUAAUGUAAAGUGGGGUGCAAGGUCACACCAAAAGAGAAUCUCAUCUUGAGACUGUGCAGGCGCAUAUAGUGGC